Molecule: messenger RNA, 1301 nt
Organism: Scomber scombrus (Atlantic mackerel)
Lineage: Eukaryota; Metazoa; Chordata; Actinopteri; Scombriformes; Scombridae
Gene: mettl27
Product: methyltransferase like 27
Exons: 6
Coding region: 138-827 (229 amino acids)
Source: RefSeq, a predicted model, not a curated record
CAUAAUAACUACACGUUGUCUGCAGCAAAUCUUUCGUGUUGCUCCAUAAUAUUUUGGAAGCAGCUGCCAACUUGAUAUCCGAUGGUGAACUUGUGAAGAAAUUGUCAGGAACAAAUAAACGACACAACUGUUUGUAUAUGAUGUCAUCUGUUACCAACACAUUUGAAAAUGUGAAAGCGGUUAUCUUAUCAGCACACAAGAGCACCACCUCAAGAGACAAGGUCGACUUCUACAACACCUGGGCAGAGAACUACGAUCAGGAUGUGGCCGUUCUGGACUACCGUGCACCAAGUCUGGCAGCAAAAAGCAUCUUGUCACAUUUCAGUGGUGACCGGGAAGCAGCUCUGGUGCUGGAUGUGGCCUGUGGCACAGGACUGGUAGCCAAACAGAUGAAAAAACAUGGAUUUGGACAUUUUGUGGGUAUUGAUGGAAGUGAGGCGAUGUUGGAGUUGGCCAGAGGGACUGAGUUGUAUCAGGACCUCAAGCAUUGCAUGCUUGGAGAGGAGCCGCUACCUGUCCAGUGGGGUGUGUUUGAUGUGGUUGUGAUUGCUGGAGCACUGAGUGAUGGUCAGGUACCAGUUGGUGUGGUCAGAGAGCUCUGCAAAUCCACCAAACCAGGUGGCUGCGUUUGCAUGACAACCAGGAGUAACCAUGACAACCUGGAAUACAAAGCCGCUCUGGGCCGUGAGCUGAAGCAGAUGGAGGAAGAGGGCCUCUGGAGUUGCGUCGAUGUCACUGAGGUCGAAGACUGGGAGAGAGCGGUAUCAGAGCAGGAGGACGGCUACAUAUCGGGCUCUGUGUAUCUCUAUAAGAAACUUCAACAGUAGCAAAAUGAACAACAAUAUUGCCAAAGCACAGAACACAUUUAUGCAAGAAGAUGCAAAAUAGUGAAAUAACUCACUCAACACUGGUACAAAGUGUCACGAUUUGUUGAUAUUCAACCCAAAGUUGAAGUUGUUAAUCUGCAUUCUUGGAUAAUGUAAAAUGAAGACCUCAAAUGUUCUCAAGUGUCAUUUUUAACAAUGUCCCUGUUACAUGUGUGGACACGUUGCAAUACAUUUUGUAUACUUAUACUUACAAUAAGUCCCUGAGCAGCAUAGAGGAGAGAUUUAGGCAGAGGAGUGUAUUCAUUGUUGGUCCUCUUGAGGUUGCAAUAUAACUGUAUGUGACAUGUAAGUACUAUUAUAUGAUGCUGCUAUCUCAAAAUGUCUGAGAUAGAUUUAACAAGUAAAACACAUUUGACAUUUGGUGUAAAUGUAAUCAGAUUUGUUACCACGGUGUCAUUAAAAACAUUUCUUGGA